GCCUCAGCCUCCCAAAGUGCUGGGAUUAGAGGUGUGAGCCACCGCACCCAGCCAAGAUGGGAGUAUUCUUAUGGCCAUUUUACAGAUGGGAAAACAGGCUCAGCGCAAUUGAGCAACUUGCCCAGCUAGGAGCAGCAGCAACACGAGGCCCUCCAGCUGCGGGAGCCACCCCAUGCCUGGCCAACGUUGGCGACCCGUGUCCCCUUCCUCCGUGCUGGGGGCCCAGGGCUUGUGGCAGUCCAGCUUCACCCUCAGGAGUGGCCCGAACCCUGCUGGGCCCAGGCUCCCUUCUCACCAUCCUGAAUAGUGACUUUCCUGAGCCUCUGGCCCUGCUGAGAUUUCAGGGCCUCAUUCCAGUGCCCCAAGGAGGAUUCAAACUGCUGGGGCUGGAAGAACUUGGUGGCCUGAGUCCCUGGAGCCCUGUUGAAGGAGCUGGUGACAUCCAGAUGCUGGAGGCAGGUGGCAGGGAGCACAGACUUUGUGUCCUGCACACUGAGCUCCAAGUGUGCCCCAGCCACUGUGAGCCUUGUGACUUGAGCAGACGUCUGAAGCCGUUUCUUCAUCCCAUGAGACCAAUAACACCGUCUGCCUCAGAACAUAGCCGUGAUCAAGAUGAGCACGGAGGCUCGUGUCCCGGCACCUGGCACACAGUCACAGGAUGGCAGGAUGCUCAUCUCCAGGUGUGGCCUGAAGGGAAAAGUGUGGAUAUUUUGGUGUGAUCAAGGAAAUGGAACUAUGCUAACCAGUUGCCUUUGUCCAGGAAGGGCUGGCUCCCUUAGGACGCCCACACGGAGCAUGAGGCUGGGCCAGGCACCCCCAGAGGUCCCUGCCUUGGCAGGUUCUGUUUUACCUGUUGAACGAGACACUGUAUGGGGAAGUGACAUGCGCAGUGCCUGGCCCAGCUGCUUCGCUUCCUCAGGUUCCGGGGAUGGGAUGGGACAGAAAAGCUGGCUUCUCGGUCGGUGGCAUUCUCCAGCAAAGCAGAAGGGAUGGUCCUGGCAGCCCCGUGCUCAGCACUGGACCCCGUGCCCUCCCCGGCUCUCCCAGCCCGGAGGUCCCAUUGGUUAUCAAACCUGGUUUUUUGUUUUUGUUUUGAGACAGAGUCACUCCGUCGCCCAGGCUGGAGUGCAGUGGUACGAUCUUGACUUACUGCAGCCUCCACCUCCUGGGCUCAA
Messenger RNA from Piliocolobus tephrosceles (Ugandan red Colobus), 1175 nucleotides. RefSeq lists its product as uncharacterized. The transcript is spliced from 3 exons. The record is from RefSeq and is a predicted model, not a curated record. Bases 57 to 719 code for a protein of 220 amino acids. Lineage: Eukaryota; Metazoa; Chordata; Mammalia; Primates; Cercopithecidae.